UUGGGCAUAGCUUGCAACGUCAUUUCUCUUCGUUUCAGUUUUGCAAAAUAGCAAAUAUUCUCGUGUUGCCAACAUAGUGUAAAAAUAGUGUAAUAAUGCAGCGCUGGCUAAAAUGACCAGUCAACCAAUUUACAAUGAAAGCCACCUCAAGAAGCGGACGGCGGCAGACUGUGAAAUGGGCGAGACAAACGAAGCACGGGCCAGCCAAACCUGGCACCAUAUGUUGCUGUACCCGUCGCCCUCCUCCUCUCAGCUAUCCUAUGUGUCCGAAAUUCAAACGGAUGUUGGCAGUAGUCAACCAUCCACUCCCUUGCAACAACCGCUGCGCCCAGGAAUGUUUGGUGAGAUGCUGGAUGAGAGUGCCACCAAUUAUGAUUCCGGCAACUUUUCACUAUCCGAAUCCGGUGGUAAGGAGAAGCUUAGCUUCGCCACAGCGAGCACGGGCCAUGGAGAUAUGCAUCAGCGUUUCGUACAGCUUAAUACCGAGCUUUAUCAGACCAAAACCGAACUGCUCACGUACAAGUACAAGUGGAACGAAAUACGCAACGAGAUUGAACUGGGACUGAGCAAAAAGAUUGACAAUCUGCUGGAUGAAAAGAGUGAGCUCGAGCAGGAACUGGAAGUCGUACGGAAGGAAAUAAAUCGGCUGAAGGCGGCACAGCCGUCCGAUCAGAAUGGUCGAGAGUUGUUACGCAUACGGGCCGAGUUGGAUGAAGUUAAGCUGGAGUUGGAGUGCAAAGAACAGGCCAACGAAUGUCUGAAGCAAAAAAUAGUAGAUCAACACGUUGAAAAGGAAAAUCUCGCCCUCAAGAUUACCGCCUUGGAGCAUCAGUUGUUCGAUGGGCGAAGCGAGAUGAAUGGCGUCAAAUCAACGGAAAGAUGGUAUAGAGAUGAGUUACAUCGGUGCCAAAAUGAGAAUGCCAAAUUAAAGAAUUCGUAUGCUUCACUAGAGACGUUACUGCUUAGGGAACGCAUGGAAAAGGGAGCACUUGUUGAGGCGGCACGAGAAGAAGUGUUGCGUCAUCAGCAAGAGGUGGAUGACUUACACCGUGAAAUAAUUAGUGCCAAAGAAAAGGACGAGAUAAGAACACAACAGCCAACAGAGGAAUCAGUAGUGCAGCGAAAACACAGAGAACAAUCCAUUGACCGUGUCGCAGCUUUGCUGGAAAAGAAUGAAUUUCUUGAAAACCAAAAUACCGACCUCCAUGCCGUCCUAGGUGAACUUCAAAAUUCGCUACAGAACCAGCAGCAGCAGCUCGAAGCACUGUCCAAAAGGGAAAAGGAAGCCCUAAAGGACAUUGCCCGUCUUCGCGCACACCGGGAACAAGACCAGACCAACAUUGAAGCGCUUACUGCGCAACUGGCGAGCGAAUGUUUCACAAAACGACAGAUAGAUGUCAGCGUGGAGAAACUGAAAGCGCAGCUGAAAGUUUUGUCGAUAAACUUCUCCACCCGCGAAAGCCACCGGUUCGAUGUGAAUAAAUGUUGUGAAUCGCUUCGGCAACGUAACCAGGAUCUUCAGGACCAGUGUAAUCGGUUACUUAACGAACAGCAACGGUUAAAAAGCGAGUUGGAAAUGUGUACGGAAAAAGCAAAUCUACGGCACGAUAAAAUGCUGAUGGAGAACUUCCGGAGCAUUCAAUCCAAAAAUUUAGAUCUGGAACUGAAACUAGGUCAGUGUGUUAACAUUGGCAAAGAAAUCGAAGGGAGUGGUACAGGAAUACCAUCGUUAGAUAUGGUAAAAAGAAGCGAAGAGACCAUCAGAACGUUGAAGCAAGAUGUCCAGGAGUUGGAGCGGAAACUAUUCCCACAAUCCACAUCGAAAGAGCAGAAACCGGUUGGCAAGGAACGGAAAUGUUCAAAGCAUGGCUCUCGAUGCUGGGAAACGGUCUCCUUGUCGACCCUUAACCACGACGACGAAGAUGCGGAAAUCCGUAAUUUGCGCAUCAUGCUGAAGGCGAUCGAGAGCGAAAACCGCCGUCGCAUGAAGCGGUACGAGCUGAACAACAGGACCCUGCUGAAAAAGGUGAAGGAACACGCUCGAGAACGUAAGCAGGCCGAACAGCGCGCCGAAGAGUUGCUGAAGGAGCAUGAAAAAUGCGCUACAUUGCGCUGUGAGAUGUCCUCGGCCCGAGAGCGCUGUUUGCUGAUGGAAGCAGAUUUAGAAAGCUACAAACAGGAAGGCGCUACGCUACGUUCGGAGAAAGAUCGAUUGAUCGAUCUGCUAGAGAACAACUGCCUGCUGACAAACGAUGGGGACAUCUGGGGAUCACUGAAGCGAGCGUUCAAAGAGCUGCACGAACUGAGACGCGUACAAAAGGAGAAUGUUCGUCUGCACGAUGAAUUGCAGCGAAAUACAGCCAAAAUUGCCCAACUAGAGACGUCCAUUGCUGACUGGAAGUUGGCCGCCGAUGCAUUGACGGCCGAAGCGGAUGACGUGCGGUUCGAGCUGACCGAGAAAGUGAAACAGUUGGAAGAAUCACAACGUGCACUGCUUAAAAUUACCGACGAGAACUCAUCGCUGGAGCAGAACGUUGCGAUGGCCGAACUGAACGAAAAGAAUCUCACCGACAAGCUGCACGAACUGAAGCAAUUGUUACAGGUCCAAGAGAUUCGUGUUGAAACGGCAAACGAACGGUUGAAGCUGUACGAACAGUCGGAAGCAAUGAUGCUGGCUGCAAAGGAAACGUUCCUUACCGAUCUGCAAUCACUGCAGGAUGCAAUUCUACUGGAGAAGCAAGAAAAGUACGAGCUGGAGGAAGAAGUGCGCGAACUACGGCAGAAUAUGGUGAACGCGGUUGGAAACAGUUUACAGAAUUUCCAACCACGGGAUAUUUCUGCCGAAGGAAGCGGUCAUCUUUCAGCGGCCGUAAUGAGCCCCGAGAUGCAGUCCCUUUCCUUGUCCUGCACCAGCCUGGACAUCGAUCAUCUGCGGGCACUUGUAGAGCAAAGCUCCGAGAAACGAUAUUCGCUGCAACCGCUGCACGAGUGCGUUUCUUCGUUGAAGCUAGAAAUGAGCAAUCUCAAUUCUGUUUUACAAAUCGCUAACCAUCAUCCUCCGCAACAGCAGCCACAACAGCAACAUCAACGGUUUCCGCUGUCUCUGAUGGACGAGCUAAACGAUGCCACCAACGGUCGUUAUGGCAGCAGAUGAGUAUAAGAGCAUGGGGGGGGGGGGGGAGAGAGAGAGAGAGAGAGAGGGACGGACAUAUAUUUCCUGCUAUGCUUCCACCUUCGUUUAAAAACACUUCUUUUCGAAGUAGAUAAAAGAAGAAAUGAAAUGAUUUAACUAUAUUACACUUUCCGCGGAACUAAACAUAAAAUUCGGGUCUAAUUGUCUAGUCUAAUAAAAGGAAACUGUACUUACCCUAUGAUUGCAACCCACACAUCACUAAUGCUUUGAAAAAAUCUUCAUUAUUUAAGUGUGGAGCAAAUUCUAUAAAGUAUUAACUUAAAUCCUUCCGGUAAUGUAUCUAAACCGAAGGCAUUUUAUUCAAUUAAACAACGCUUCUGUUAAUAUGGUGUGUAUUGUGUGAUAAAAAUCUGAAAAUCUAUUUUGCUCCUGAUCCUUGAUUCGUUAUCUUUUUUUUCAUAAUGAGCAACAUUUUCGUUAACGUACCAAGAGUUGCUCUGCGAAGCAAAAUGCAGAUGUAAAGAUCGGUUCGUCAAAAUUCGUCAAAUUACAUUCCGUACAAAUAUGCAUGUGAUUUAAAGAUCUAACGAGAGUGCAAUGAUGAUGCCGAUUUACGCUUCUGCAAUAUAGAUGUCUAUUUUUCUAACUUUCAACAGGAGUGAAAGUUCUGUUAAAGUAGUUAUAGCAUGGUAGUGCCAAGCGUGCAAAACGUAUGGCAAUUUAAACACAAGCAUUGUUGCGUAGCGUAAACGAUUAUCGUACUAGCAAUAACAAACUACAAAAGAACAUAAUAUUAGAUUGCUAAGAAUAGAGUCCGUAAAACACAAACUAAGAGAAAAAGAUCAGCACACCAUCCAAUCAUCAAACAGCGCAAUCAUCCAAUAGCGAAGUAUAGAUAACAGUGAUUUGUUGGUGAGGGGUUAGCCAUUGUUUCAUUAUGAGUUUCCAUGUGUUCACGAUAGCUUUUGUUACUUUAGAUGUGUUAAAUGUGUUCCUUGUCACUAUAAUUCCUAUUGUCAAGUGUUGAAGAUAUCUAAUUCUUUAAGAAAUUGUGUGUUAACCCUAGUGAAAACAACUGUGAUGGGAAGGAUACACUUAUGGAUUACGUUAUAUUUAUUUGCUCACCUCAUCAUUCAUUAAAUAUCACAUUGCCACCAUUAAUUACGAAGAAAAAAGCAAUACACAGUGCGACAUUAGAAAAGCAAUGUACAAAAAAAUGCUUGUAAAUGCUCAAUUGUAUUAUAACGGAUGAAUAAAAGUAAAGAGUAGUGAUUUCGCCAAAAAA
Anopheles stephensi (Asian malaria mosquito) is the source of this 4418-nucleotide messenger RNA. RefSeq names its product myosin-14-like. NCBI's taxonomy places the organism in Eukaryota, Metazoa, Arthropoda, Insecta, Diptera, Culicidae. Bases 113 to 3154 code for a protein of 1013 amino acids. The record is from RefSeq and is a predicted model, not a curated record. The transcript is spliced from 3 exons.